AUGGCAGACGAGGCCUGGCUUCCUGCGGUGGUGCCCCUUCUGCUUCGGCCGUCAGGCCGGGUCUUUCAGGCUUCGCAGGCAGCCAGGCCUGACACAACAGGGCAGCUCGGGCUCGGUUUCCCCCUGGUGGGUCUGGACUCAGGAGAGGGGGCGAAUCUCCCCAGGGGUGUGGUCGGGGUUCAGGCUGUGGGUGCCGAGGUGCUGCUGACUCAGCUGGGCAGCCCCUUUCCCUGCCUUCAGCAAGCCCCGCUGCCAGGCUGCUAUUUUCAUUGUGUGACGGAGCCCCUGCCUGCCCUGCCCCAGGAGACCGGCUCCUACGAAAGGAUGAAGGGCUCGGCCGCUCAGCAGGGCCUGAGGAGCGGGGGCCAUGGAUGGGCUCAGUGUCCAGCAGUUGGAGCCCUGGGUCCUGGCACCUGCCACCCCAGCUCGCCCCCUGAGUGCCUGCAGGGGGCCAGGGACGGAGGAGGGGUGACUGUGAAGACGAGGCCAGCACAGACACGGGGUCGGGGAGCUGCCAAGAAUGGCCCACCGCGGAGCUCAGCCUCUGGCGGGGUCCCCAGUGCCGCACAGCUCCAUCCUCUCAGGGGCCUGCCACCUGCGAGGGUUGAGUCUGUCCUCACCCUAUCCCUGCAGGCUGGGACCCUGGGAGGCUGUGGCCCGGGAGUGGCGGCGACUGGAAGAAGAGAAGGAGCAGAGUGGGACUCGGGGGCGUGGGGGCGCCCGGUGUGGUGGGGCCCUGAGCAGGGAGCCAGCGGAGGGUCCGUCCCCAGGGCCCUGCACCAGCCCCCAGUGGCCGCCAGCGCCCGCAGGCCCCACCACACAACUGCUUUCUGCCUGUCUUCCGUCUCAGCUGAGAGAUUUAACAGUUCCAGACUGAAUCUGAAGAACGUGGCCAACUUGGAAAACUUGGUUCAGAGACAGAGAGAAAGGCGACUGAGACGCAGAGCCCCGCCCAGGGACCCCGAGCCCCCCGUUACACCACAGCCCCAGGCCGGGCCGGAGCCUGUGGCCCUGGUGUUCCUGAAGGCCGCUGCCGAGAACCAGGAGGCCCUGAGGGAUGAGGGGGACCCCAAUGCCUGCGACCAGCUCCGCCGCACAGCCCUGCGCUGGGCCUGCCUGCGAGGCCACGGCCGGCUCGUGACCAGGCUGCUGGAGGCGGGGGCCAGCGUGGACGCCCGGGACUUGGUGAGCCCUGGGGGAGCCCAGUGUCAUGGCCACCCCCAGCCUAGCACCCCGGCUGGCAGGAGAGCUUUGGUGCUUUAUCGCACAGCUGGACAGGACAGCUGUGUUCUGGGCCUGCCAUGGAGGACAUUUGAUCCGGAGCACCCCACUGCACGUGGCCUGCGGACCCGACACUGCGACUGCCUGGAGCGCCUGGUGGCGUGCGGAGCCCACAUCAACGCACAGGACAAGGAAGGGGACACGGCCGUCCACGAGGCGGUGUGGCACGGUCACUACAAAGCCAUGAAGCCGCUGCUGCUGCACGGAGCCCAGAGCGUGCGCAAUGCAGCGAGUGCGAGAGGGCGCCCCAGGCCCUGGCACGAGGACGCCAGGUGGCGCCAGGCGGGAAGGACUGACACGGCCCCUUGUCCCCAGGCGUCGAUGACCCCAGUGCAGCUGGCACGGGACUGGCAGCGGGGCAUCCAGGAAGCGCUGCGGGCCCAUGUCGGGCACCCUCGGACUCGGUGCUGAGGGCAGCAGGCCUGCGGGUCACUC
Messenger RNA from Choloepus didactylus (southern two-toed sloth), 1716 nucleotides. RefSeq names its product ankyrin repeat domain 23 (gene ANKRD23). Gene Ontology annotation, cellular component: nucleus. The record is from RefSeq and is a predicted model, not a curated record. Gene Ontology annotation, biological process: positive regulation of transcription by RNA polymerase II. Lineage: Eukaryota; Metazoa; Chordata; Mammalia; Pilosa; Megalonychidae. Gene Ontology annotation, molecular function: protein binding; transcription cis-regulatory region binding.